AUGUCUACAAUAGCGGACGAGUAUGAGCCUCUCGAGGUCAUAGGUCGAGGGUCUUUCGGUACUGUCAGGAAGGUCCGGCAAAAAGACACAGGCGUUGUGCUUGUAAGAAAAGAAAUUGAAUACACUUCCAUGAACAAUCAAGAAAAAAAUCAUAUAAUCUCCGAACUACGUAUAUUAAGAGAACUUGAUCAUCCGCAUAUCGUGAAAUAUCUCCGCCAUGAUCACAUCCAGGAUAAGAAAGCAAUACACAUCUACCAGGAGUAUUGCGAUGGGGGAGAUCUAGGCAAGAUCAUAGGUAGAUUCAAGCGGGAUAAGGAAAGUAUCCCAGAAGAGUUCAUAUGGGAGGUGCUUGUGCAGACACUUUUGGCACUUCAUCGAUGCCACUAUGGCAUCGACGCCAAAAAAGUAAACUUGUUUGCAGGGGCUAAGAAGGAGAAUGAGCCCAUGGUUAAUUCGGAAACCGUUAUCAUACAUCGUGAUAUCAAGCCGGAAAACAUAUUUAUCAUGGAACCAAAAAAAACCAUCAAACUCGGCGAUUUUGGAUUGGCUAAGAUGCUUACUUCCCAAAACGAUUUUGCGAAAACGUACGUGGGAACUCCUUACUAUAUGUCCCCAGAGGUUUUAAUGGACAACCCAUACUCGCCAGUGUGUGAUAUAUGGUCUUUGGGCUGUGUUUUGUUCGAGCUAUGUAACCUCCAUCCACCUUUCCAAGCGAAAACACAUCUACAGCUACAAGCUAAAAUUCGGAGUGGCGAAAUCCCCGAAAUUUCACCUGUAUAUUCUUUGCAUCUCAGGAAUAUCAUUAAUGAAAGUAUUACUGUCGAUGCAGAGUCGAGACCCACGUGCUACGAGCUUUUGAAUUCUAUAUCUGUGCGAAUGUUCCGGAAAGAAAUGGAGCUCAAAAAUCUCACCGACACUCUCAAUGCUUUUCAAAAACAGUUGGUGAUUAAGAGCAACGAAUUGAAAAAACGUGAGUCUGCUUUGAAGACCCUCGAGGUCAGAGAAACCGCAAAAAAACAAUUAGAAGAAGAUGUUAUUAUGUCACAAAGGAAACUUCAGAAGCAAAGGGAGGAGUUGGAGAAUGAAUUGAGGGACGAUUUCGAGAUGCGGAAAAAAGCGAUGGAUCAAGAAGGUAAAGAGAUGCGGCUCUAUUAUCAAAAAGAGUUCAAGCAUGUGGUUGAACAAGAAGUGCAAGCUCGAUUAUCUGAGAUCCUACGAAAGAAAAUGUCUUCUGGCGACACUGAGGGAGAGUUGCGAAGGAAAAAGUCGGAUUCUUCCUCGACGUCGUUUGAAUUGCCCUUGAGAACACAUCUGCCCAAUAAGCCAAAAGGGCCACGAGAGUUUAUUGAGGAGUCUCCAAAAGCGAUGUAUCAGCAUCAGUACCAGGCACAUUCGGGCCAGCUUCAAAAUCCACAUCAGUAUCAAUUCCAAUACCGAGCCCAACAACACGCCGCAAAUUCGCAUCAUGUGACACAACAGCACAGAUCACCGCUCCAAAUCAGAAACGUGGAAGUCGAGUCUCUACCUGUCAGGCCAACUGAGACUAGUGGAAGAAAGCGCCUCACGGACGAAUUCGAGAGAAUUAAUCUACAAAAGCGCAAUACGCCAGAAUUCGAAGAACAAUACAUGAGACAAAAUUACAGAUAUUAG
This is a messenger RNA of Metschnikowia bicuspidata var. bicuspidata NRRL YB-4993, 1650 nucleotides long. RefSeq names its product serine/threonine protein kinase (gene KIN3). The record is from RefSeq and is a predicted model, not a curated record. Gene Ontology annotation, molecular function: protein kinase activity; ATP binding. The transcript is spliced from 2 exons. Lineage: Eukaryota; Fungi; Ascomycota; Pichiomycetes; Serinales; Metschnikowiaceae. Gene Ontology annotation, biological process: protein phosphorylation; chromosome segregation. Gene Ontology annotation, cellular component: cytoplasm; centrosome; nucleus. The coding region runs from base 1 to 1650 and encodes 549 amino acids.